GUUUUGGCCAUGACAGAGGCGACAGGGCCGGUGGCCAAGCGCAUCCUGGUGACGGGUGGCACUGGCUUGGUGGGGAAAGCCAUCGAGAAGGUGGUGGCGGAUGGAGAGGGGCGACCGGAUGAGACUUGGAUCUUUGUGUCCUCCAGAGAUGCCGACUUGACGAGCGCUGCGGAGACCAAAGCCCUGUUUGAGCAGCACAAGCCCAGCCACGUCAUCCACCUGGCUGCCAUGGUUGGGGGCCUCUUCAAAAACAUCCGCUACAACCUCGAUUUUUGGAGGAGGAACGUCCACAUCAAUGACAAUGUCCUGCACUCGGCGUACGAGACGGGGGUACAGAAGGUGGUGUCCUGCCUUUCCACCUGCAUCUUCCCGGAUAAGACGACGUACCCCAUUGAUGAAAGCAUGAUUCACAACGGGCCACCUCACAACUCCAACUUCGGCUACUCCUACGCCAAGAGGAUGAUCGACGUCCAAAAUAGGGGCUACUGUUUUCCCUGCCCCUCCACCGCCGUCAUCCCCACCAACGUCUUUGGGCCUUACGAUAACUUCAACAUCGAGGAUGGCCACGUCCUUCCAGGGCUCAUCCACAAGGUCUACUUGGCCAAACAGACUGGCUCAGCUCUGACUGUCUGGGGCACGGGCAAGCCCAGAAGACAGUUUAUCUACUCCCUGGACCUGGCCAGGCUCUUCCUUUGGGUCCUGCGGGAAUAUGAUGAGGUGGAACCCAUCAUUCUGUCUGUGGGAGAAGAAGAUGAAGUCUCUAUCAAGGAGGCAGCAGAGGCGAUCGUGGAGGCCAUGGACUUCAGGGGAGAACUUGUUUUUGACACCACCAAAGCAGACGGACAGUUCAAGAAGACAGCCAGCAACGCCAAGCUACGGCGUUACCUGCCCAGCUUCCAGUUCACUCCCUUCAGGCAAGCUGUGAAGGAGACCUGUGCCUGGUUCAGCGCCAACUACGCCAACGCCAGGAAGUGA
Molecule: messenger RNA, 975 nt
Organism: Pterocles gutturalis (yellow-throated sandgrouse)
Lineage: Eukaryota; Metazoa; Chordata; Aves; Pterocliformes; Pteroclidae
Gene: GFUS
Product: tissue specific transplantation antigen P35B
Biological process (GO): nucleotide-sugar biosynthetic process
Molecular function (GO): GDP-L-fucose synthase activity
Source: RefSeq, a predicted model, not a curated record